GACAAUGGUAUGGUCACAUAAUGAAAGUUGGAUGGUUACGGGAGAUCACGCAGGAUAUGUCAAGUACUGGCAGAGCAAUAUGAACAACGUCAAGAUGUUUCAAGCACACAAAGAAGCAAUUAGGGGACUCAGUUUCAGUCCAACGGAUCACAAAUUGGCGACGUGCAGUGACGAUGGAACCGUUCGAAUUUGGGAUUUUCUGCGAUGUCACGAAGAGCGUAUUCUCCGAGGUCAUGGAGCGGAUGUAAAGUGCGUACACUGGCAUCCACAAAAGAGCCUAGUCAUAUCAGGUAGUAAGGAUAAUCAGCAACCAGUGAAGCUAUGGGAUCCGAAAACAGGACAGUCAUUGGCGACACUUCACGCGCAUAAAUCAACUGUAAUGGAUGUCAAGUGGAAUGACAAUGGUAAUUGGUUGGUUACCGCAUCUCGCGAUCACUUGCUCAAGCUCUUCGAUUUGAGAAAUCUCAGUCAAGAGGUGCAGACCUUCCGUGGUCACAAGAAGGAAGCAUCCAGCGUUGCUUGGCAUCCGAGUCAUGAGGGACUCUUCUGCAGCGGUGGAAGUGACGGUGCCAUUCUUUUCUGGCACGUCGGUGCCGACAAAGAAGUUGGAGCGAUAGAACAGGCUCACGACAGCAUUGUUUGGACAUUGGCUUGGCAUCCUUUGGGUCACAUUUUGUGCUCAGGUAGUAAUGAUCAUACGUCCAAAUUUUGGACGAGAAACAGGCCAGGUGAUCUCAUGAGAGACAAAUACAACCUCAACACUCUACCUGCCGGAGCAGGUGGCGUUGACGACCAUGAAGUCGCUGACGAAGGCGCAGUCAUUCCGGGUAUGGGACCUGAAGAUCGUAUCAACACAGAUCCCGAACACGAAGACAAAAACGGUGAAAUACCGGGUCUCGAUCUUGAUCACGCGGCUGAAGAAAGCAAAAAAGCAGCGAGUAAGAAGGUGCCUUACAGCAAACCUAUUCCACGUAACUUUCAAGCUCAGUGGAACGAAAUGGAGGCCGAGGACACCGAACAAGUUGAAGCACUUAAUGCUAUUGUCAAUCAGCUUAUUGAAACUACUCCCGGCGCCGUGCCUUUAAACGACGUUACUCCUAGCGCUAUUAUUUUAUACGGGAAAAUGAUUCCAGUUGAACCUGGAUCUAAAUUGGCUGAAGCGAUUGCGAAGGGUACCGACGCUAUAAAUAAAUUAGUACAAUCUGGAGAAAUUGAAGAACUACGAGAUGUUAUCGGACCUAACGAGGAUACAGAGGAGAUAGAAGAAUAUUUGCAAGAUGACGGUGACAUUGAUUACACCAAAAUUCCUGACCUAGAUUUACCACCUCCUCUACCUAGCUCGAAAUUCGCUCAGAAUCCAGAACUUCUCAAAUCUUUGAAUCGUGGAGGAAAGCGCAAGUUCGACCAAUUGAUUGGUUGGAGUGACGGCGCAGGCGACAAAAUGGGAAAACUACAUCAGCCAGUUUUUGGAGGUUCUUACAAUGAGGAUUCGCAAUCAAGUGAUACUGAUCUUAGAUAUGGAAUGAACGCAGAUAGAUCGUCGUCUAAGGACAACUACAAUGACAGCUAUGAUGAAGAUUAUAGAACAAAUGACCAAAGCCUCAGAUAUAAUUCAUCUAGCGGACCUGGAAGGCCUGGAAUACGUGAUGACAUAGACUCGCGACACAAUUUCCAAGAUAGCGACUACAGACAAAUGAAAAACUCGUACUUGUCAUCCGAUGGUUUUGGUAACAGAGAUAUGGAUAGUAGACACUGGGAUGAUGAUAGCAGUAGAGACAGGAAACCCGACACUAGCUUUUCACAAAAUUACUUUGACAAGCGCGACCAGAGAUCCGGCAAUUCCUACAGCACAGGCAACUCAUCCAAUCACCAUAACAUGCAAAACAUCAAUCCAAAUAUGCCACCAUCAAGCAUGCAGCAUCAUUCCAACUCCUCGCAGCAAUCUUCGAAAAUGGGUUCCCAUCAAGGAAUGGAUGGACCCAUGUCUCAUAUGAUGCCCCAUAUGAAUGUACCACCGCCUCCAUUCCGACCAAAUGGACCUCCACCGAACAUGCAAGGCUUUGGUCCAGGCAACUUUCGACCUCCUAAUAACAAUUUUGGUCCCAAUAUGCAUUUCCGACCAGGAAUGGGUGGACCUUUCCAAGGCGGACCAUUCAACAAUUUCUCUGGACCACCACCAAAUUUCAGACCUUCAAAUCCAAAUUUCGAGAGAGGUUUUGGUGGACCGAAUUUCAGAGGUCAGAAUACCAAUCAACGAAGAAGAUAGGACAUGCAGAGCCUCGGUGCGGAUUCUGAAGAAUUCUGAGACGAGUUUACGAACUUGAUGGACAAGGAUUAAAAAAAAAGACUUUUGACGAUUAAUUCGUCAAGUCGCAGACUCGAUACCCGAGAACUGUUUCUUAAUUUUAUUUUUCAAUAAAAUAAAACCAUUGAGGCAGGCAAUGAACACACACUAUUUAUCAAAUAAACGUUUAAAAUAAUACAGUCUCGCUAAACCAAUGACUAGAGCGCGGUCGAAUCUUACAGAACUUACCGUGAAAUUGUUUCUGACAUCUAAGUUGACUGCACGUGAUUUUCGCUGAUACGCACCGCGCAUUAUUAAAGCAUAUGGCGAUACACUCACUAUGGCUAUUAGUGAAAUUUGCGAAUAAUGUUAUUAUGGAAAUCAACAAUUUUUUUUAUUAAAACUUUAUUGUGUAAAUUCAUAGGAUUAUGUACAAUGCUGAAAAACGUAAUGUGUAUAAAUAAAUAGUGAAAAAAUAUAUAUUAUUUGUUUAAUUUUUUAGCAGUAAUUUAUAAAUGUAAUGCUGAUUUUCAUUACAGGUACAUUUGUAAUAUCUCCAGAUGGGGAAUAUUGUGUAUGAUAUGAGCUUAUUUAAAAAUAAAUUCAACAUCAAAUUUUUAAUUGUACUGGUGGCAUAAAAUAAUGCAUUAAUUAAUCAAAAUAAAA
Messenger RNA from Phymastichus coffea, 2950 nucleotides. RefSeq lists its product as uncharacterized. Bases 5 to 2266 code for a protein of 753 amino acids. Lineage: Eukaryota; Metazoa; Arthropoda; Insecta; Hymenoptera; Eulophidae. Gene Ontology annotation, cellular component: mRNA cleavage and polyadenylation specificity factor complex. The record is from RefSeq and is a predicted model, not a curated record. Gene Ontology annotation, molecular function: protein binding. The transcript has 6 exons.